Molecule: messenger RNA, 897 nt
Organism: Myotis daubentonii (Daubenton's bat)
Lineage: Eukaryota; Metazoa; Chordata; Mammalia; Chiroptera; Vespertilionidae
Gene: AANAT
Product: aralkylamine N-acetyltransferase
Exons: 5
Coding region: 277-897 (206 amino acids)
Biological process (GO): response to light stimulus; melatonin biosynthetic process; circadian rhythm
Cellular component (GO): cytoplasm
Molecular function (GO): aralkylamine N-acetyltransferase activity
Source: RefSeq, a predicted model, not a curated record
GAGAAACAUCCAUGUGAAAGAAACACAUCGAUUGGUUGCCUCCUGUGUGCGCCUCAAACAGCACUCAGGCCCGGGAGGAGCCUGCAACCAAGGUACGUGCCCUUGACUGGAAUCGAACCUGGGACCCUUUGGUCUGUAGGCUGAGGCUCUAUCCACUGAGCCACACCGUCCAGGGUACCAAAGGGCUGAGGACUGAGGCUACACCAUCCUGUACCCAAAGGACUCUGAGCAAAGGCGUCCCUGAGCCCGGGCGCCCAGAGGGGCCCCGCAGCGAGGAUGUCCACGCAGAGCAUCCACUGCCUGCCGCCCGUGGCCCUGCGCCUGCCGCCUGGGAUGCCCGAGCCCCCCGGCUGCCAGCGGCGCCGCACGCUCCCCGCCAGCGAGUUCCGCUGCCUCACCCCCCAGGAUGCGGCCGGCGUGUUCGAGAUCGAGCGGGAAGCGUUCAUCUCCGUCUCGGGCGUGUGUCCCCUGUAUCUCGACGAGCUCCGGCGCUUCCUGACCCUGUGCCCCGAGCUCUCCCUGGGCUGCUUCCAUGAGGGCCGCCUUGUGGCCUUCGUCAUCGGCUCGCUGUGGGACGAGGAGAGGCUCACACCGGAGGCCCUGCUGCUGCACCGGCCCGGGGGCCACACGGCCCACCUGCACGUGCUGGCCGUGCACCGCGCCUUCCGGCAGCAGGGCCGGGGCUCGCUCCUGCUGUGGCGCUACCUGUGCCACUUGGGCGGCCAGCCAGCCGUGCGCCGGGCCGUGCUCAUGUGCGAGGACGCGCUGGUGCCCUUCUACGCGCGGUUCGGCUUCCACCCCGUGGGCCCCUGCGCCGUGUCCGUGGGCCCGCUGGCCUUCACGGAGCUCCAGUGCUCGCUGCAGGGCCACGCCUCCCUGCGGAGGUACAGCUGCUGA